AUGAAGGUCACUGGAGGUCUUGUCGCGUUGGUGGCCGUGGUCGCUGCUCAUGAGGGCCAUGAGAACCAAGAACCGCUCAGCGGACCGCAUAAGAGCUUGUGGUAUAACACCCUGCCUGGUGAUGGCGGAAAGCAGGUGAGUCACCUGGGAGAGAAUCACGAAAAGCAUUGAAAGAAAUUCAUUGAAAGCCAAAAACCAGGCCGAUUCCAUCUUCUCCGGCAUUUCCACCUUUGGACGCAUCGAAUACUCUCCCUGCCUCGCCACGGACCAUGUGAAAUACGACAUUGCCUUCAUCGGAGCGCCCUUCGACACGGGCACGUCGUAUAGACCCGGAGCCAGAUUCGGUCCCUCUGGCAUCCGUCAGGGUAGUCGUCGUCUCAAUCUCUAGUAGGUGGUUUUCCCGAUCAAACCAGCUGACACUUUUUUGCUUCUUGGAGCAUGGAGGCUCACGAAAAGUUCGAUUCAGCGGAGGUUACAAUGUCCCUCUCGAUGCGAAUCCUUUCAACGAUUGGGCGAAAGUGAUUGAUUGUGGUGAUAUCCCUGUGACUUCGUGAGUACCGAGAGGGCAGUUUUUAGCGGUGACAGAGGACUGAUGUUGGGAAAUAGAUAUGACAAUGAAUGGGCUCUUCAGCAAAUCGAAGAGGGUCAUAACAGUAUCCUCAUGCGAGCUCCAGCUACCGACGCCCAUGAGCCGGGCAUUUCGAAGCACGGCAAGACUCUGCCGAGAGUGAUCACUCUUGGUGGAGACCAUACCAUCACUCUCCCACUGCUGAGGAGCAUGAACCAGGCCUACGGUCCCAUCACCGUCAUCCAUUUCGACUCCCACCUGGACACCUGGAGACCCAAAGUCUUCGGUGGCGCUCCCAGCAAAGUCGCCAGUAUAAAUCGCAAGUCACUCAGUCCCCUCCACCCCCACCCCCAAACCCACCAACCCAACAACCAAAACCAGCUAGCUAGCUAACAUCUUCCCUCUCCCUCUCCAGACGGUACAUACUUCUACCACGCCGCCGAAGAAGGCCUCCUGCGCAAUGACACCAACAUCCACGCCGGCAUCCGCACCACCCUCUCCGGCCUCUCCGACUACGACAACGACGGCUACUGCGGCUUCCACAUCGUCGAGGCCCGCGAGAUCGACACCAUUGGCACCGACGGCAUCAUCAAGAAGAUCCACGAACGCGUAGGACACAAGAACCCCGUCUAUCUCUCCAUCGAUAUCGAUACGCUGGAUCCGGCCUUUGCGCCGGCCACGGGCACGCCGGAGACGGGGGGCUGGUCGACGCGGGAGUUGAGGACGAUUGUGAGGGGUCUGAAGGGGAUUAAUCUUGUGGCGGCGGAUAUCGUCGAGGUUGCGCCGGCUUAUGAUACGAAUGCGGAGUUGACGACGAUGGCGGCGGCGGAUACGCUCUAUGAGGUUAUGAGUUUGAUGGUGUUGAAUGGGCCUUUGACGGAUGCCAAGGCCGUGAAGGCGAAGGAGGAGAUGUAA
Lecanosticta acicola is the source of this 1483-nucleotide messenger RNA. The record is from the annotation of a GenBank genome assembly. NCBI's taxonomy places the organism in Eukaryota, Fungi, Ascomycota, Dothideomycetes, Mycosphaerellales, Mycosphaerellaceae.